This is a messenger RNA of Engraulis encrasicolus (European anchovy), 1068 nucleotides long. Its product is annotated as alpha-(1,3)-fucosyltransferase 7-like. Gene Ontology annotation, molecular function: alpha-(1->3)-fucosyltransferase activity. The transcript has a single exon. Bases 1 to 1068 code for a protein of 355 amino acids. Gene Ontology annotation, cellular component: membrane. The record is from RefSeq and is a predicted model, not a curated record. NCBI's taxonomy places the organism in Eukaryota, Metazoa, Chordata, Actinopteri, Clupeiformes, Engraulidae.
AUGGCAGACCUUUGCUCUCACAGGCGGACAAUACUGGCUACCCUCAUCUGCCUCACACUUAUAGGAAGCCUGCUCGUUCAUUGGCCCAAUCUGUUGAACACAUUCCAGAGACCUAAACCUUUACCUAAGCCAAGACCCAAGAACAAUAUGACUAUUCUAAUUUGGUACUGGGCAUUUGGAUCUAAACAGGACAUAGAGGGGGAUGUGUGCAAAGACAGGUUUGGCAUACCCAACUGUAUUUUGUCAGAUGAUCGGUCAUUGUUCCCCAAGGCAGAUUUUAUUAUUUUUCACAACCGUGAGCUUAUCACAGGACACCAGAGGUUGCCUUUACAUUUACCACGCCCACAAAAUCAGGGGUGGGUGUGGUUCUCCAUGGAAAGCCCAGCCCACAAUGGCAAUUUGAGGCCUUUUGCUGGCAAGUUUAACUACACUAUGUCUUACCGACAUGACGCAGACUUUUUUACCCCAUAUGGCUGGAUGGCACCACACAGUGUUGGGAGAGGGAUGACAGUUGAAGAUUUCAUUCCAAAAAAUAAGUCUUAUUUGGCUUGUUGGAUUGUGAGCAAUUACGCGGCCCGUCAUAGUCGAACACAGGUAUACAAUAGACUAAAACAAGUCAUAACUGUGGAAGUGUAUGGAGGGGCAGUACACAGACGUUUGGAUAGGAAACACACGUUACCCACCAUCUCUCACUGCUACUUCUACCUGGCCUUUGAGAACUCUCAAUUCCAAGACUACAUCACAGAGAAGUUAUGGAAAAAUGCCUUUGUUGGGGGAGCUGUGCCUGUAGUUUUAGGUCCACCUUGUGAGAACUAUGAAGCCAUGAUUCCAAAAGAUUCUUUCAUUCAUGUGGAUGACUUCAAAUCCGAAGAGGAGCUUGGACAAUUCCUCAAACAGGUGGCUGGAGACAGGGAACGCUAUGCCUCAUACUUUAGGUGGAAACUGAACUACACUGUGGCACAAACUAGCAACUGGCGUGUGGAACCUCAGUGCAGAAUUUGCACAAAACUCACCACUUUACAAAGACCCAAAGUGUAUUGGGAUUUACAAUCAUGGGAAUGGAAAUGA